AAGGUUUCAGUUAGAACUGCAUUGCAUCAUCAUUCUGAGAUAUAGUAUUAAUAUCUAUAAACUACACAAGAAUAACAUUUCUUAGCUGUUGUGUGCAAGUCAGCUCUUGCCAUCAGAUUAGACCUCCAACAAGUGGUCCUAAUGUCGUGACCAGUCAGUGAAUUUUUCCAGAAAUGCUGUUUUGUUUUGUGGAUAUACAGCAGCUGAAAUAAGUAUUUAACACGUCACCAUUUUUCUCACUAAAUAUAUUUCCAAAGGUGCCAUUGAUAUGAAAGUUUCACCAGCUGUUGGGAACAACCCAAGUAACCCAUCCAUCCAUCCAUCCAUCCAUCCAUCCAUUUUCUGAGCCGCUUCUCCUCACAAGGGUCGUGGGAGUGCUGGAGCCUAUCCCAGCCAUCAUCGCGCAGGAGGCGGGGUACACCCUGAACUGGUUGCCAUCCAUUCGCCGACCCAAGUAACCCAUGCAUACAAAGAAAGUAGAAGAAAUAAACUCAGGAAUUAAGUUGUGUCUAAUAAUGUGAAAUGACACAGGGAAAAAGUAUUGAACACAUGAAGAAAGGGAGGUGCAAAAAGGCAUGGAAAGCCAACACAACACCUAAAAUCUAUCAAUAAUCAAACAGCAAUCCAGUCCCUUGUCAGUGCAAAUGAAUAUCAGCUGGUUCAGUCCUAAUUGAUGGCCGACAAAAAGGUCUCAUUGCCAAGGUAUGAGUCAAGACACAUCUCAUGAUGGGUAAGAGCAAAGAGCUGUCUCAAGACCAUCGCAACUAAGUGUUGCAAAACUCUAAGUGGAAAGCCAAUUAUACCACCAUAGAUUUGCCUCGAUCAGGUGCUCCUCGCAAGAUUUCCGACAGAGGAGUGCAAAGAAUAAUCAGAAGAGUUGUCCAAGAGUCAAGGAGCACCUGUGGAGAGCUUCAAAAAGAUCUGGAAUUUGCAGGUACUGUUGUCACAGUGAGUAAUGUACUCCGCCGCCAUGACCUGCAUGCACGCUCACCACGCAAGACCCCAUUGCUGAAAAAAAAGAAUGUCAAAGCUCGUUUAAAGUUUGGUGAACAACAUUUGGACAAGCCAGUUAAAUACUGGGAGAAUAUAGUCUGGUCGGAUGCCAUAAUGCACACCGUGUUUGGAGGAGAAAUGACCAUCUACGAGGAUGAUGAAAAUGAAACGAGGGUUGACAUUUCAGCGGGAUAAUGAUCCAAAAUCUAGUGUCAAGGAAACUCUCCAUUGGUUUCAAAGGAAAAAAAAAUAAAGCUGCUAGAAUGGCCCAGCCAAUCACCUGACUUGAAUCCAAUCGAAAAUCUAUGGAAAGAACUGAAACGCAAGGUCCAUAAAAGAAGCCCACGGAACCUUCAAGAUUGGAAGACUGCUUUUGUGGAGGAAUGGGCCAAAAUCACAGCAGAGCAAUGCAUGCAACUAGUUUCUCCAUACAGGUGGCGUCUUGAAGCUGUCGUUGCAAACAAAGGUUUUGUACAAAGUAUUAAAUAAAUACCAGUUGACGUGUUCAAUACUUUUCCCCUGUGUCAUUUCACAUUAUUACACACAACUUAAUUUCUGAUCUUAUUUGUUCUACUUUCUUUGUAUGUAUUGCUUACUCGAGUUGUUCCCAAUAUCUGGUGAAAUGUUUCAUGUCAAUAGCACCUUUGGAUGACGUGUUAAACAUUUAUUUUAGCCGCUGUAUAUACUUCUCAAACAUGCAAUUUGGAUUACUGCAAGUUCACUUCAAAGUCAAGUCAAAUUGUUCUCUUCAUGCACUUUUCACACAACAUCAGCACACGCACAGAAUAGGAAGAGCUUCUUUUUUCAAGUAUUUCACGCAGUUCUCAGACCGGUUGGUUUGAUAGUGACCACAAAAGUGAACUCUUUCCUGCCUGCCCCCGGUGCCUGUUCUUUGUAACUCAUAUUGUGGUCCCAACCCACAAAAAUCCCCAUCGUUUAGUCAAACAACACGUCGGAAACCACAUCACUACAUUUUCUUUCUACAAUUUCCCUUUCAAAAAAUGAAUGCGGCAAAUCAGUUCAUUUCUUGCACGCACACGCACACGAAGCUGCCAGUGUAAUUGAGUCCAGUGACUCCUGCAGUGGGAGGAGGCAAAAGUUAUGCGCACAGGCUGGAAAGUGUCACCGCCACCAUCAUUUUCUAAGAACCCUCUGAGCAAACUCCCUCUUAAGAAGUCCCGUGGGAAACAUCUCGUUGGCCUCGCUGAUUUGGAACUUCGUUAACAACUGGACACCGCGGAGAUUUGGCGGCGACCCUCACAAGUUACCUUCGCGAAAGACAAACGAUCUCGAGCUAUGUUUUCCAAGGCCACUUCCAGCUUUGUCCGUCAGGUUGACCCAGAAGGAAGCCUCAUUCAUGUGUCCCGGAUGAACGACUCGUCCAAGCUGGUUCCGAUGGCUCUGGUGGUCAAACGCAAGCGUGUCUGGUUCUGGCAAAGGCCCAAAUACCAACCGACAGAUUUCAAGCUCAACGAUUUGUUGCUGGGCGAGAAGGGGCUUACACCUGCUGUGUCCAAGAAGGAAUUCCUGACCUACACGGGUAUUUUUGGAGACAAACUCACUGGCAAGCUUGAUGCCGAGGUUGGCUCUGUCAGCCUGACGCUCAAAGCUCUGGGCUCAUCGAAACUCCUGUCGGAUUUUGGCAACCUGCAGAAAGAGGAACUGGAUGUGACUAAGUUGUUAGAGGACUCCAACAAGAGGCUGGUGGACAUGGAGCACGUGUUGGUGCAGCAGCUCGAAAAGCGAUCUGACAUUCUGGCCAUUGUCAAAGAGAGGAUCCUCACCACCGCCGCUUGCACUCUCACCGAGACCAAAAAGGAGCAGUGUGCCUUUCGUGCCGUUGUGGGACUGUUGGGCAAGCUGGGGGCCAACAUUAAGGUCUGUAUCAAGGAGAGCAAUGACAUUGGGACGGGCAGCGAUGUUUCCUUGACGAUCCCCUCUGAUGUUGUCGUUGCAUACAGCAUCCUGGAACUAGAAAUUAAAAAAGACGGCCACUAUAAAAUAUGUCUCCAGCCUGGAAAGAUCGUAGGGGGCUUUGAGGCCGAUAUGGUGAGGUCGUGGUCCUCUCAAGACUACCUGGACGUGACGGAUGGGAGGUGCCUUGAUGAGAAUAUUCCAGAUGAACAACCGCAACAAAAUGGAUCUCAGGUGGCAGACCUCGCUCCACUCGCGGCGCUUUCCCAAGCAACUCGGUGGACCUUCUUCUGCAAACUGCAAGAUAUUCUGAGGGACAGAAUGACCCUCUCACAUCUGCAGCGUGCACUCGAGGAGGCGUGUAUUAGCAAGAGACCUGACACGACACAGCACGAGGAACUCUCAGGAGGUCAAACCAAACUACCGGACAACGUCGACGUGAAUGCUGCUCAUCUGUUGAUCAGUGCCUUGGAAGAGCUGCCUGAUGAAACUUUAAGCCUCCUUUCUGACAGUCGGCCUGAGUUCUUUGAAGCCUUCAGCACCCUGAUGAGUCUGUUGAAGGAGAGCAAUCGUCCCGUCUCCAUGGAGUCUCUUCCUACGCCACUGUGGGAGAAACAAGCUUUCCAGCAGGCAGAGGAGCUUCUCGGCUCCGUCGGCACGAUCCUGACGGUCGACGGCGAUCAGCUGUGGUUGGAGACGGGAGAAAAAAAUGAAGUGCACGUGUUGGUCCUCCGUCUCAGCACUUAUGGACUGUCUCUGCUGUGCGGUGGACAAAAAAGGGAUUUUUUCCCCUGUUUGGUUUAGGUUCAUUUUUUACUGCGUAUUUGUAUUGUCACAUGUACUGACUGUAACAGUGUUUCCCGACAGUUACUGAUCCACAGUACAUAAUUUACGUGAUUAAAAAAUAAUUAUAUAUAUAUAUAUAUAUAAUCUUGCAGAACUGUGCCACGUACAUCUGGAGCAGUUCAGAAUCAAUAUUUGGUCUAUCUUUGUUUUCAUAUUAUUCUGAAUGGCUACUGGUGAAAACAGAUUAACGGUACCUUCUGCCAUCGAGUGGGAGCACAUCUAAUUCUUCUGCCUGUCACUAUACAUCGCUGGCAAAGAUAGAUGAACAAAGGUACAUUUUUUUGUCGUAAAUAGUUAUAAUUUUCAGACCAACUGAGUGAAAUAGGAUCAGUUCUUGUGGUACACCUGAUAAUCUCUCACAACACGCUAAUGUGCCUCGGCACUGUUGUUGAGAAUCACAGGACUAUAACUAUUUUUCUGAAGGAAGAAAUUAUAUAUUUCUAUAAAAUGUCACUCUUUUAUGUUAUUUUAGUAAAACGUGGAGUGUGUUUAUGUUUUUACAUGUAUUCCUAUUGAUAUUUUAUGUAUUAAAACCACUUAAUAGGCUCGUUCUCAAUAGAUAUAUUGUAUAUUGAGAGAUCCUUAGAGGAAACUCAAAUAUUUGCUGGAGUUAUAGUUAUAGCUGUUAGUAAGGUUGACAGUCGAUAUUUCUUAUUUCUUUUUUAAAACAACAAACGAGAACAUUUAAAGCAUACUAAAGUGCACUAUCAUAUCAUACCAAAAUAUGCUAAAACCUUCUUGCCAAGGUGGUGUUCUACUUUUAUUGAGGCUGCUUUUUACUCGUUACUAAGUUACAAAUAUUUAUCAGAAUUAAUGAAUGUAUCUAAUUCCAUAAAAUGCAACUGGACACCAUAGCUAUAUUUGAGACUUAUUUAUAUAUUAUAUAUUAACUAAGGCUCCAUAUAUGAAGCUGCAAUUUCCAUGCACUUAUGGUGAAUUUCUUGUUUGAUGAAUUCUAGUUUUUAAAGGAUAUUUUCCUAUACAGUCGAACUGAAAUAAAGGUUUCUGUGAAUCCUAA
Phyllopteryx taeniolatus (common seadragon) is the source of this 4771-nucleotide messenger RNA. Its product is annotated as gasdermin-E-like. Lineage: Eukaryota; Metazoa; Chordata; Actinopteri; Syngnathiformes; Syngnathidae. Gene Ontology annotation, biological process: programmed cell death. Gene Ontology annotation, cellular component: cytoplasm. The transcript is spliced from 10 exons. The record is from RefSeq and is a predicted model, not a curated record. Bases 2290 to 3711 code for a protein of 473 amino acids.